GUGCUCCAUACCCACAGCAGCAGGUUGAAGGCAUCGCCUUGGUUUCCUGUCACAUGAUCCGAAAUAGGAUCCCUGUUUUUAGCGCUUUGCGCCGUGUCGGUGCGCUGCAGAUCGGCGCUGGAGCGCUAGUGCUUGUGCGCUCACUGAUAUUCACACUCACUCACACACGCACACACACCGAAAGGCGGACAAGCGCAGCUUUGCCAGCGUACAGCUCGGAUAGCAGCGCGCUAGAGUCGAGACGGGACACCUGGGCGCGUCGGGACGCUUCGGACGCACAGAUACAGGAAGGACAGAGUGGAGACUCGUCAGAUGAGCUGUGUCUCAGUUCCAACGAUGGAUCGCCGCUGGACAGCGGCUGCGCCUCUCAUCCUCAUCCUUAUCCUCCUCCUCGCGAACACACCGAUCGCUGCUCGUUUCCACACGGAGUGUUACACAGCCAAUGGUGAGGACUACCGGGGACAUCAGAACCAGACUUUCCUUCAUGGGGGAAAGCAGUGCCUCUUCUGGAAUGAGACCUUCCAGCAUCCCUACAACACCCUCAAGUACCCUAAUGGCGAGGGUGGCUUGGGGCAGCACAACUACUGCAGGAACCCGGAUGGUGACGUACGACCCUGGUGCUAUAUCGCAGACCAUGAAGAUGGAACCUACUGGAAGUACUGUGACAUCCCCACCUGCCAGAUGCCCGGGAACCUUGGCUGCUUUAAGGACACUGGAGACCCUCCGACCCUGACUGGCAGCAGCGAGACAUCCAACAAGCUCACCAUCCAGAACUGCAUCAGCUUCUGCCGCAAGCAGAGGUACAAGCUGGCAGGGAUGGAGUCAGGCUAUGCCUGCUUUUGCGGCAAUGAUCUGGACGACCACGAUGAAGCUCCCAGCACCGAGUGCAACCAUGUCUGCUUCGGGGACCACACCCAGCCCUGCGGCGGGGACGGCCGUGUCAUAGUCUUUGACACACGGGUGGGGGCAUGUGGUGGGAACUACACCUCCCCCUCUGCAGUGAUUUAUUCGCCGGACUUCCCGGACAAUUAUGGCACCGGACGCGUUUGCUACUGGACCAUCCAGGUUCCUGGGGUUUCAGUCGUCCAGUUCAACUUCACCUUCUUUGACAUUGUCGACCAGGCAGACAUGGUGGAGCUCCUGGACGGUCACACCAACCAAGUGGUGGCCCGCUUCGAUGGACGGAACCCGCCACGGGGCGUGAUGAAUGUCAGCACCGACUUUGUCAUCCUGUACUUCUAUUCUGACAGAACCAACCAAGCCCAAGGCUUUGCUGUCCUGUACCACGCACUCAAAGGCACAGAACCCAGGACUGGCGAAGAAGAGGAAGGUUACAAAGAAAUGGUAGAGCCUGUGAGUACGAUGGAGCCAGCCCCCGAGAGCAUCACGGGGAAGGCCAACGACACCCUGGGCGGACAGUCCUCCCAGAUCCUGUAUGUGAUCACAUCGAGCCCCGGAAAGCCCGACCAUAACAUGCCAGUGUGGACCAUUUAUGCACUGGCUGCUCUUCUGACACUGACAGUCAUAGCCAUGAUUGCAAAAUUACUCCUGCACAUCACCGUCAAAUCCCCAACCAUACCGUCCAUCAGUGGAUCAGAAGCCUGCAGCCAGAACCCUGCCUCAGAGCCUUGGAUCAUCUUCUAUCGGCCCUCCACCAUAUCUUUCUUCAAGAAGAAGUUGAAGAACCACCACGGCGACCUCAGCCCUCUUGUGGGCAACUAGGGCAGUGUCCUCUGCAGGUAGCAAGACUGCAGUUGCCCACAGUCUUCUGGCAUCUUGUGGUGGACUUACAAAACAAACAAACAAUCAAGCGAACAAACAACAGAGUCAGCUAAAGACUGGGCAGCUGAAUAAGUGGUGUGGGCUGAGGCUGCCAGGCCCUGGCCUGACUUUACACUGACAAGAGUGUGAGACACUGGACGCAAAGCAAGCCUUUUCAAGCCGCUUUCUCCUGCUUUGCCAGCUGAUGCAUCUGUAACCGUGGUUGGACUGGGUCUUUUUGAAAAGGGCAAGUUCUUUGGGAGCUUUCCGGGGAGUUUGUUUUACUCACAAUCGCUUGGAAAAAAUAAAAACCUUCCUCCCGCAGAACAGUGGCCCAUGAAAUAAAAGAGCAGUGACCCGCAAGCUGCAUUGUGAAGCAGCGGGGACAAAGAAAAAUUGGCUAUUGUUCAUUCUGUGGGGAAGGUUUUGUCCUCACCAGGGGGAGGAGGACGAUGUCCCGAGUCGAAUGUCACACAAACCUGGCUCAAGCGUGUCUUCAGGGGGAAAAGAUUGAAUUUGGAGCUUUGUAAAGGAGUCUUGUGUACGCUCGUCCUCACGUUGGUCACUUCCAUUUUACAUACAUGGAGACCACGUUUCCCAAGGUGGUGGGCCUGCUUGCAUUAGCAUUUGUAUAGACGAAGGCUGAAAAAUUUGCAGUUUUCAGCUCUGACCUCAGAGCAGGCAACCAAAUCAAGAGGACUUACAGGACGAAGGCCCGGUGAUUAGAGACACAGCCACGGACCUGAAUCAACCACAUUUUAGACAUCCAUUCUGAGUCCUCGGGACGUUGCCACGUUUGCUGUGGGCUUUGGUCUUCCGAUCAGGACUGCGUCAAAGUGCCUUAAGAGUUGGAAAGCCAUUGGGGCUUUUCAAUGAGAUUUACUGCCAUUCUUUCCUAUAACUUACUUGACAUUUGGCCUGUAUGGCAAUGGCAAUGCCAACGCUUUGCAAAAUCACGUCAAUAUAAAAAGAGAGCAAUCAGUGCUAUAGAUGCUAUCUAUUUUUGCUCAAACACCAGACAAAUGUGAUCAUAUAAGUUACUGAGUUAUUUUUUUGUACAGUUGCACCAUAUAGUACAUACAUGUAUAAAAAGACUUCACUUGCGGUUGCUGACGAAAGUUGGCGUUCUCUGACGUUUAUGUUAAUCCAUUCAAGCAGCAGUGCAGAAGACUGGUGCAGCAGCUCGGUUUAGUAGGCAUCAAUGCCAAAUACGGAAAAGGUUGCCAGUUCAGAUCUCUAAAGGGUAUGACAGUUGUUCUGUUAAUCUGGAAUGACUCUGUAAAUACCAUAAAAACAGAUAAUGGUGGCUACAAAUAUAUAUUUUUUAUAAUUUUUCAUGUACAAGAAUGAAUUUACAGUACCAUUUGAAACUUUGAACGCAUUUUCUGUACCUCCCCUCACAUAUGGCAUUUGGUUAAUACAUUUGAUCACGUGAGCAGCCACUGCAGCUCUUUUGCAGUAGUUCCCAGAACCAUAGGACACCCGUGUUGCUUCACCUCGACUCUUCUGUCCAGUUCAUGCCAUACAAGUAUUUCCCAAGAUGCCUGAGUGUACUCAAACUUUUGACUGAUACAUACAGCCCAUCAUUGCAGAAAUCUGACAUUUUUGACCCAGUGUCUAAAAAAACACCAGUGUCAAGAUAAUGGUGGAGAGCUUUGAUGUUACAAACUGGUAGACAUUUGUGUUCUUAUAGGAUGAUUGACUGCACAGACUUAUUGAAAAAUCAUUAAUAUGCAAGCUUUGUGUGUUCACGAUUCAUAGUGCUGUUAUAUCAGAAUGCAUUCCCACAUCCCUUGAGAUUACACACUUUUCAACCCCUCUUGAUGAAGAUGGUGAAUCAAGGGAUUGGAGAGGGUGUAAAAGUACUGAUGUGAAUGUGAGUGACGGUUGAUACGAGAGCUUUGCUUCACAGUCCAUUUGAACUGAUGCUAAAGGUUGCUAUGACAUAAAAAUCUAAAUAUGUGUGCAUUUCGUAUGAACUUGUAUGUGUGCGUGUUGUACUUACACAGUUUGCAUGUCACAUGUGCACUGGUGCAUGCCAGCACCAGUAUGGGAUUUUUUGUUCUGAACUGGAAAAUGCGUUCAUUGUAUUGCCCAGUCUGUGCUUCCAGCAGCUUUGUGAAUUUUCUCAUUCCCUUUAUUACAAUUUACAACAAACAAUUGUUUUCCAGGAUGUAUGCAAUGUAGUUUGAUCAGUGAGGUCAUGUUUUACAAAGUCUGAUGUUCGUUGAGAAUUCAAAUCUUAUGACUUUUCUGACAUGAAAUAUUGAACCAUUUAAGCAUACAAAGCAUUCCUUUUUGGUGAGACUGAAAAACCUGUAAAAUUAAAAGAAA
Molecule: messenger RNA, 4095 nt
Organism: Scleropages formosus (Asian bonytongue)
Lineage: Eukaryota; Metazoa; Chordata; Actinopteri; Osteoglossiformes; Osteoglossidae
Gene: kremen1
Product: kringle containing transmembrane protein 1
Exons: 9
Coding region: 313-1722 (469 amino acids)
Biological process (GO): multicellular organism development
Cellular component (GO): plasma membrane
Source: RefSeq, a predicted model, not a curated record